GUACAAAUCCCCACGGGACCAGGUGCAUUUCAGUACGUUUCCGGGCUCAGGGCGGGCGAGGAGCCCCGCCGCAGAGCUGAGGGGCGGGGGCGGGCCCGGGCCAAGAUGGCGGCGGCGGGCGGUCGGUACUUCUGCACGGCGGGCCGCGGACUGGAGCCUUUUCUUGCGCGGGAGGUGCGGGCGCGGCUGGGCGCCACGGAGGUGAGAGGGGAGCCGGAGCGAUCCGGUCCGGAUCGGCGGGGAACCUCGUUCGCUUCACGCCCCAGAGACGGGCGGCCGCGGCGUGAAGGGAUCCCUGAGCACCGCCUGUGCCGCGGGCAGGGACGGGUGCCAGCCUCGGGCAGGGCCUCUCCCCUCACCGUUCCCUUUCUCCCUGCGCCGAGCGGGGGUGAGGGAGCGCCGAAGGUGCUCACCCAAAACACCUUCCCGGUUUGGUUUAGUUUCUGUUUGUCCCCUGAGGUGGACUGCGUCUCAGGAAAGGUCUUCUUCAGCACAGAGGCGGAGCCCGGCGAGCUGAGGAAACUCAAGUCUGGAGAGCGAUUGUUUCUGCAGCUUAAGAAACACCCCCCACUUGUAGUUUCUAGAAAUAAAGGGAAAAUGCUGCAUGAGAUUAAAAGCCUUGUCAUUGAGGAACCAAAUUAUUGGCUGUAUGUUAUCUCUAUUUGGAGGAACCUUCAUAGGUGUGAGGGGAAAAAAGAUAUGUCUCAAGAAAACUGUUUGCCUCUUAAGAGAAAAUCAGAAGAAGAGACAAAUACUGCAACUAAAAUGCAGAAAACAGAACAAGUGAGAGAGACUGUGUCUGAGGAAUGUCAAGCAGAAGCUGGAGAGAGAUGUGUGGUACCAGAGAGAAAGAGCAAUCAGGACUGCCGGACUGAAAGUGAGACUUCCUUAGAAGACCCUUCCAAAAGCAGUGGAGAGAAGCCUAUUGCAAAUGAGAAGCUGAGUUUCAGUUUCAGAGUUUCUUGUCGUUGUAGUGGAGCAAUUGCCAAGAUACUUCCUUCACAGGAGAUUGGAAGAGCUGUUGGCAUAGCGCUCAUGAAGCAGUUUGGGUGGCGGGCUGAUCUGCGGGACCCCGAUCUAGAGAUCUUCAUACAUCUUAAUGACAUUCAUUUUGUCGUGGGGAUUCCUCUUUUCAGGCUUCCACUGGCAAAUAGAGAGUAUAUCAAAACAGCAGGACUGCGAUCAACAAUUGCAUGGGCCAUGGCAUCUCUGGCUGAAAUCAGUGCAGGUGCCUUUGUGCUGGAUCCCAUGUGUGGGCUAGGAACAAUACUGCUGGAAGCUGCCAAGGAGUGGCCCGAAGCCUGUUACUGGGGUGCUGAUAUAAGUGAAUCGCAGUUAGAGGGUGCAGAUGUGAAUAUUAGGACUGCAGGCUUGAUGGAUAAGAUCGAGUUACUUAAAGCUUCUGUGAAAGCAUUGCCCUUGCCUUCAGAAGGUUUCGACGCUGUGAUUUCGGACAUUCCAUUUGGGAAGAAGUUCAAGAUCACAAAAGACAUACAGCUCCUACCAGAUAUUCUCCAGGAAAUGGAGAGAGUACUUCGUGUUGGAGGGACUGUUGUAUUGCUGCUGAGCCAAGAUCUCCAUAAGCGCAUGGAUGGAGUUACCAAGUGUGCUGAAAAUGACUCUCCUAAUGCCCCUUCUGAUGGUGCAAGUGAAACCACCACUGCAAAAUCCCUGAAUAUUGAUGGGGAUUCUUCUUGCUUGGUGAAUGGUGUCAAAGAAUCCUUUCUCAGCAGCCAACAGAUACGUUUUGGGUCUCUGGUGCCAGAUGGCAUCUAUGGGGUUAGUCUUGGAAAGACGGAUGCUUUCAUAUACAAAUACAGGAAGAUCUCUGCUGCUGGGAAUUAGCAGCUUUCUUGCACUGUGCCAAAGUGAACUUGAAUCCUGAAACACUUGAAAAGCAGCAUGGCAGUGAUCCGGUGGAACCCUGCUGAUCCAAACAAACCCUGUGCCAUUUCUUAGCUCACCUCAAUUUAUUGGGAUGUCCUAAGGCGUUACUUUUCUCUGUUUGGUUUUUAGGAGAGGUGAAAGAUGUCUACUGGUGUUUCAGAUGAUUUUACUGUAAAACAUUGUAAUGAGAGUCCUCAAGUUGUUGUUUAGGCAAAGCCUCUCGGUAUCAGGAGGAGUUUCUUUGGGAGAGAAAGACUUAAUUUGCAGAACUGCAAAAACAAAUAUGGUAAUAUUAAAUGGAAAUGAAUUUUCACCUUCAGCAAUAUUUUUUUAAGAAGCACAUCUUGUCUGAAGAAGUCUCCAGCUCUUUUUGAGGGCUGGAUGUAUGCUUUACCAUAUGUCUUGCAGUCUUUUAUUUUAAAGCUUAUUUCUGCUGAGUUUGAAAUGUCACUAUUGAGAUCUCUUGGAGUGGAAAAUAAAUUUUCUGUAUUAAUUCUUUGCAGCGUUUGCAUGUGUCUGAUAGGUAUGCUUUAGGUUUUUAGGGUGAAGAGACUUACUUCUAUGAAAAAAUAAUGCUUUUCCUCACUUGGUAAUGUUACUCCAAGAACACAAUGUGGAAGAUGGAAACACUUGCCAAGUGGAUGAACAUUAGAAGUGACUUCUGCCUGCAAAGAAGCCUAUGGAAGAAUUCUCCUGGUAUGAGAGCUCUAUGAAAAAGGUAUUUGAUGAGAAUAGUCUAAUUCAAAGCUUCCCCAUGGCUGCUGAGCUGACAGGGAAGUACUUUUAUAGCGAAUGACUGCAGAUUGCUUUCAGAUGCUGUUUUGGACAAACGUUUGCAACUUGGCAAGCUGGGAUGGACUUCUGCAUUGUGUUCCUCUGCUGUGAUUAGUAUGGAGAUAACAAUUAGUAGUGUGUCUGGGUUUGUUUAGGCUUUUUUUGCCUUUAUUUUUUUUAAGUUUGUUGUGUGUAGCCUGUUGGAAGCAUUAUUUUAUCUGUGUGCUUUCCACAGCAGAGCUUCUAAUCUGGAGGUCUUAAAAUUUUAAGUAAGAGCCUGUGGCACAGACUGAACUAUGGAGACUCGAAGGGAAUGAGGGUAUGGGUCAGAUUGGUACAAUCCUGCUGCUAUGAGCCCUUCUGUUUAGCUGGUACCUGGAAACAUGCUAGUGCACCACAAGUAGGGAUUUUUGGUUUAAAAGAAUAUUUUUCUAAUCAUCUGCCCUCCCACCCAAGUUCAGCUUUCAAAAAGGCCUUGGAGAAGACGAUAAUGAAUGUACCACAAGAAAGGAAAUGGGCGACUUGUUCAUGCUGUUAGCUCUCUAUCAGACAUACCCAAUCAACAAUAAUGUGUCUCCUGUCUAGCACCAGUGCAAGUUUGUUGUAGGAGAUGAAGCUUCAUCUGGGUUGCUUAGUUCUUAAUAUAUCCCAGGGACAUAAACCCUGGACGUAACACUGUUUUCAGUGAGGGUCUGAAAGGGAGAUGAUGUUUGGGUUUUUAAGUUGUUUUUGUUUUUUUCUUUUUAGUGAAGCUAUAUUGCCAUGAUAGAUAGCUAAAACAUUAAAAUCUCUUCCCUUGUCCAGAGAUGUCUCCUCUGAAGACUGCUAAAGUUAAUAGUGAAAUUGAGUUACUACUUUGUAAGAUGGUUGAUGUAUCUUUAACAAAACACAGACAAUCUGCUAAUAGUGGGGCUUUUGGGAGUUGAGUAUUCUUCAGUGUUACAUGUCACAUUUUCAUCUGCAUGGUUUUGUUGUGUCUCAAUAAACUUGUCAAGUAAUAUAUCUUCA
This is a messenger RNA of Tyto alba (common barn owl), 3669 nucleotides long. RefSeq names its product THUMP domain containing 2 (gene THUMPD2). NCBI's taxonomy places the organism in Eukaryota, Metazoa, Chordata, Aves, Strigiformes, Tytonidae. Gene Ontology annotation, molecular function: RNA binding; tRNA (guanine) methyltransferase activity. Gene Ontology annotation, biological process: tRNA methylation. The transcript is spliced from 9 exons. The coding region runs from base 106 to 1845 and encodes 579 amino acids. The record is from RefSeq and is a predicted model, not a curated record.